GAGCUCUCAUUUCCUCCCAGCCUCGUGCGGGAAAUGGAUUUAAUUCUGACGGGAGGGCUGUGAGGAAGGAGCGCGAGCGCAGCCUUUUGUCACGGAGAAGCAGGUCUGUAAUUACCGCUGACGCGGAGAAGCCGCAGGGCUGGUGGGAUUCCAGGCAGCUCUGACAAGUGCGGGGCCGCAGGAUGGGGAGGAGACCUUGCUCGGCAGAUUAGCGGGGCGCGUUUGAACAGACCCCAAAAGGAAAAUCCGGCGGAACAAAAAAGGCCAACAGACCGCAGUGGGAGCCCAGAGAUGGAUCAGGUGCUGUGCAGGAGUUCCUGCCUCGAUGUCUGAAUUCCUGUAGAUGUGGUCAGCGUCCCUGACAGUGGAGCCGGGCACGCAGGCCGAGUGCUGAGAAGAGGUGGCCUGAGCAAGGCUGGUCCAGCCUCCUGAAUUCCAGAAGUGGAUUGUGAACCCAUCAGGAAAAUGAGUAGCGAGACCGUCCCGGAGGCUGCCUCCCCUCCGCCCUCCCAGGGGCAGCAGUACUUCGACCGCUUCUCUGAGGAGGACCCCGAAUACAUGCGUCUUCGCAACCGAGCCGCGGACCUGCGGCAGGACUUCAACCUGAUGGAGCAGAAGAAACGUGUCACCAUGAUUCUGCAGAGCCCGUCUUUCAGGGAGGAGCUGGAAGGCCUCAUCCAGGAGCAGAUGAAGAAGGGGAACAACUCCUCCAACAUCUGGGCCCUGCGGCAGAUCGCGGACUUCAUGGCCAGCACCUCCCAUGCAGUCUUCCCAACUUCUUCCAUGACCUUCUCCAUGAUGACACCCAUCAACGACCUCCACACAGCCGACUCCUUGAACCUAGCCAAGGGGGAGCGACUCAUGCGGUGCAAGAUCAGCAGUGUCUACCGACUCCUGGACCUUUAUGGCUGGGCACAGCUGAGUGACACCUAUGUCACGCUGAGAGUCAGCAAGGAGCAGGACCACUUCCUGAUUAGUCCAAAGGGAGUUUCUUGCAGUGAAGUCACAGCAUCCAGCUUGGUCAAGGUCAAUAUCCUGGGAGAGGUGGUGGAGAAGGGCAGCAGCUGCUUCCCAGUGGACACCACGGGCUUCUGUCUGCACUCGGCCAUCUACGCAGCCCGGCCCGAUGUGCGCUGCAUCAUCCACCUGCACACGCCAGCCACGGCAGCGGUGUCGGCUAUGAAGUGGGGCCUCCUGCCUGUCUCCCACAAUGCCCUGCUGGUGGGGGACAUGGCCUAUUAUGACUUCAAUGGUGAGAUGGAGCAGGAAGCAGAUCGGAUCAACCUGCAGAAGUGCCUUGGACCCACCUGCAAGAUCCUGGUGCUAAGAAACCACGGAGUGGUUGCUCUGGGUGACACUGUCGAGGAGGCGUUUUAUAAGGUCUUCCACCUGCAGGCUGCGUGUGAGGUGCAGGUAUCCGCUCUGUCCAGUGCAGGGGGUGUGGAGAACCUCAUCCUCCUGGAGCAAGAGAAGCACCGACCUCAUGAGGUGGGCUCCGUGCAGUGGGCAGGGAGCACCUUUGGACCCAUGCAGAAGAGCCGACUGGGAGAGCAUGAGUUUGAGGCCCUCAUGAGGAUGCUGGACAACCUGGGCUACAGAACAGGUUACACAUAUCGCUACCCCUUUGUUCAAGAGAAAACGAAACACAAAAGUGAGGUGGAGAUUCCCGCCACCGUCACAGCCUUCGUGUUUGAGGAGGACGGCGCGCCUGUGCCCACGCUGCGGCAGCACGCCCAGAAACAGCAGAAGGAGAAGACCCGCUGGCUGAACACUCCCAACACCUACCUGCGGGUCAACGUGACUGACGAGGUCCAGCGGAGCAUGGGCAGCCCCCGGCCCAAGACCACAUGGAUGAAGGCCGACGAGGUGGAGAAAUCCAGCAGCGGCAUGCCGAUCCGGAUCGAAAACCCAAACCAAUUUGUGCCUCUCUACACUGACCCUCAAGAAGUGCUGGACAUGAGGAACAAGAUUCGAGAGCAAAACCGACAAGACGUGAAGUCAGCGGGGCCUCAGUCCCAGCUCCUGGCGAGUGUCAUCGCUGAGAAGAGCCGAAGCCCGUCUACAGAGAGCCAGCUGAUGUCCAAGGGCGAUGCGGAUACCAAAGACGACUCAGAGGAGACGGUGCCCAACCCCUUCAGCCAACUCACUGACCAGGAACUGGAGGAGUACAAGAAAGAGGUGGAGAGGAAGAAGCUGGAACUCGAAGGAGAGAAGGAAACUGCACAGGAGCCUGGCUCACCUGUAAAGUCUGCUUCUCCAGCACAGAGUCCAGUGAAGUCAGACACCAAGAGCCCAGUGGUUUCCCCGUCCAAGUCUUUAGAGGAAGGUGCUAAGAAGACAGAAACAAGCAACGCCACCACAGAGCCCGACACAACACAGCCCGAAGGGGUGGUGGUCAACGGGAGGGAGGAGGAGCAGACCGCAGAGGAGAUUCUCAGCAAGGCCUUGAGCCAGAUGAGCACCAACGCCGACCCAGAUGUCGAUACCACCAAGGACAAAACUGAGUCAGUCACCAGCGGCCCCAUGUCCCCAGAGGGCUCACCUUCCAAGUCUCCCUCAAAGAAGAAAAAGAAAUUCCGAACCCCAUCCUUCCUGAAAAAGAGCAAAAAGAAGGAGAAAGUGGAAUCCUGAUUCGUGGCACCCUCAGGCACCCACCUGCACCCUCUCCCCUCCCCCUCCCCUUCUCCCAUCUCUGUCCCUGGAAGCACAGGGCCAAGGAGGGGUAGAAUAGGACCCUGGAUCACACUCUGAGGGGGAACUUAGAGCUUUCCCACCCAACCCCUCAUUUUACAAUCAUCCCAGAGAAAUCAGGUGACUCUACAAGGUUACACAGCGGGUUAGUGGCAGAAUUAGUGCUGGAGUUAGGUCCCCUGGUCCCUGGAGUCCAGUGCUCUUCCACUACACCACACUGCCUAGUUGUGGGCCACCUCUGAGGGCCGCUGCCCACUGAACUGAGCCCGGAGCAAGACCAGAGUGGGCCAAGCUCUCCCAGGCUCAGAGAAAUCAGGCUUCCCCUCAGGAAAGUCCUUUUCCUCAUGGGAAUCCAGUCUCCUACUGAUGGAGCUGCCACACAUUUAGGAAUCUCUGUUCUCUUUGCCAUGGGGCCCCUGCCCUGCGGCUCACAGUAACAGGACAAAUUGACCCGUCUCCUCCCACAGAAGUUAAUCUUUGUCCCCAAGGGCUGAUGGCUUAGCUUGUGCUUCCCCAACCACUAACCCCGAGCAAUCUUCAUGGAACCUCCUGAGUGAUGGAUGGAAGAAUGGUCAGUGUUCAGACAUAGGGCAAGCCAGCAGCCAUAGGAUGGGGGUUGUUUCAGCUACACGAGAAACCAGGAAGUUGACCCAUUGGAAGCAAGCAUCUCAGGCGCUUCAAUACUAAAACCAAAUUUAGCUUCAGAAAAAGUUGUCUCAUGCUCAGGACAGAAAUUUAAGGAAAUUUUGAGCCUCAGUUGGCUUUAGAUUGUACAAGGAGGAUCAAAACAGAACACGAAAAGCUACGUCUUUAUAGCUUUGCAUGACACAGAGCAAUGCAGAUCAACUUGCCUCAUUCCUGCUCAGUAGUCAGGUGGCCCCUGACCUUCCCUCAAACCCAGAAACACUGGCUUGUAGGCUGGAACUGGCACACUACCCCUUAGGAUGCCUUAGCGCCUAGACCCUUGGCCCUCGGGCUCCAACACAGUCACUCUGGAGCCCUUUGGGACUAGUCCUCUUGGACCAGCUAUCAGAGGAAUGCUUGGGCAUCCCAGGUCCUGUCACUGUCUAUCCUGGGGCCUGGCAAUUACGCAGCCAGUGUGUUAAAAUCAGCACUCUUUUCAUAUUCUUCCAUGGAGCAUUGGUUAAUCAGCAUCAUUGGCUUGUGGAAAUUAGACAAUCCAUUCUCUUUAAAGCACAGUGUCUUCAAAGAGUAUUUUCCUUUUUUGUCCUGAUUAUUGUAAAACUAUUUUUGAAAGUUCUUAAUCAUAGUUUUCCAUUUUUGAGCAUUUAUUGUAUAUAUAUAUAUAGAGAGAGAGAGAGAGAGAGAAAGAGAGACAAUGCAGGUUUUACAUACAUUGUAUCCUCCAACUCUUUUGUUAAUCCUGUGAUGUGGAUUAAGAUUAGCCCCACUUUUUGGGUAAGGAAAUUGAAGUUUAAAAGGAAAACUGGCUUGUUCCAGGUGACUUGGCUGGAAAGAUCCAGAGCCUGCUUUUGAACCCAGGUCAGCCUGAGUUCAGAACCUUCACCCUUAACAGCUCUGGUGAUCAGAAAACCAGAAAACUUUAAUCCCCAAGGGUAAGUGGUUUUGAUCCAGGGCCUAUUUCUGUAACUGGUCUCCCCUGCAUAAUGUCAGCACUAGAGAUGAAGCUAGGACGUCACUAGUGCAGGUUGAAUUAUGUGCCAAUAUGGACUGUGGUGAGGUCAGUGUGGACCUCUGACAAAGGAGAGGCAAGAACCUUCUAGUUCUGGGAGGAAAUACACCCAUAGCUGGACUAUUUCUUGGGAAAUAAGGAAACUGACAUUGACCAAGGAAAACCUAAUACUAAUGCCUAAUAGGAAUGCAGGUUUCUAACUACCACCCCAGGCCCUGUUCCACUUUCUGAUUAGAUCAAGCCUUACAAUGGACAGUCUAGUGGUCAGGGACACUGGUAACUCAGACAAGUCUGUGAUAUGGAAAUGUCUUUAAAAGCCAAUCCUUUGAUACCUUUUGAAAAACAGAUGUCCCAUCCAUUCAUCUCUUUACAGUGUCAGGCAUUUUACUGACCCUAAAAGAAAAAAAUCAUCGGCAAGCAAUGUUAAGUCGAGGCUGGAGUGCACACAACCACCAAUGCAGCUCUUUGUGUUUGUUUGAGUGGUUCUAGCUCAGAGGCGAUGCUGAUUGAUCCUGCCUUCAACAAGCUCCUCUACAGCAGUGAGGCCCAGUUUAGGUGGACGGGCAGAGCUUUGCUGAGGCCUCAUCCUUGGAAUUUCUGCCAUGGGUCCUUACUUUUAUCCAUUUGUUCCUUCCUCAUACAUUCAAAAACUGCAUGAGCUUAGGUCAAGGGCCAGACCUGAGGCAACAGAGCCCAUGCCCACAGGAAGGUCAUAAGCGUCAGAGGCAUUCUGUCAAGUCACAGCACAGACAAGGGCAUAGAAAAGGCACAGGAGAGCAAUGAUGUAUUGUGGUUGGGCCUGAGAAAACUUCCUGCAAGGAGUGAUGGCUGAAAUAUAUAUUUAUUUUAAGAUUUAUUUAUUUAUGCAUAUAGAACUGGGGUACAGGUCAGAAGUGCACGGGCA
Molecule: messenger RNA, 5249 nt
Organism: Condylura cristata (star-nosed mole)
Lineage: Eukaryota; Metazoa; Chordata; Mammalia; Eulipotyphla; Talpidae
Gene: ADD2
Product: adducin 2 (beta)
Exons: 16
Coding region: 466-2631 (721 amino acids)
Biological process (GO): barbed-end actin filament capping
Cellular component (GO): cytoskeleton; postsynaptic density; plasma membrane
Molecular function (GO): actin filament binding
Source: RefSeq, a predicted model, not a curated record